Messenger RNA from Aspergillus pseudoviridinutans, 1383 nucleotides. Its product is annotated as FAD-dependent oxidoreductase. The coding region runs from base 1 to 1383 and encodes 460 amino acids. The record is from RefSeq and is a predicted model, not a curated record. Gene Ontology annotation, molecular function: monooxygenase activity; FAD binding. NCBI's taxonomy places the organism in Eukaryota, Fungi, Ascomycota, Eurotiomycetes, Eurotiales, Aspergillaceae. The transcript is spliced from 2 exons.
AUGCCUCGCUGCAUCUUGAUCGUCGGUGGAGGGAUCGCCGGGCUCACGGCGAGCAUUGCUCUAGCCAAGGAUCUGGCGGAGUCUGAGCCAGACCUGCGGAUUUCAGUCUACGAGAGUCGACUGGAACAGUCAAUAGGCGAAGGUGGGGCCAUCAGCCUCACCCCUGUCGCUCAGCACUACCUCAAUCAACUGGGUAUUCUGCAGGAACUCGACCGGCAGGGCGAAGAUUCAGGCAUUGAAGUGGACGAGAUCAACAUCUUCUCCCUGCUCUCUGGGCGAUCUAUGGGACCGCUGAAAUUUGCCGACGAAAAUGGUUGCAGUUAUGGGGGAUACAAAAGCCGCCGCGUGUUGCGCAAUGCUCUCUUCCGCGCAUUUUUGGCUGUGACGCGAAAGUAUACGCAGAUAUCUGUGGUGUUUAAGAAGAAACUGGCCAGCGCUAGCACAACAGGAGAAAAAGUCACCCUGCAGUUCAACGAUGGCACCACAGCCAUAGGGGACUUGCUGCUGGGAUGUGAUGGUGUCCACUCUGCCGUCCGCACGCAGCUCAUUGACCCAGACAAUCACUCUGAAUACUCUGGGGUUUCCUUCAUCCAGAGCCUGGCCACUACUGAUCGGGCAACACUCCCCACACACUUUGACCAGACAGCGAUCCAUCUUACCAGGCACGGAUCGCUGCUAACCAGCUACUGCAAUGCCAGCCACCAGACCAUGUUCGUGGCGGCCAUCAUGCCAGUAAAUGACUUCAUCGUUGAGCGAUACCGAACGCUCGCAGGCUCUGUCCAGGAUGAUGCAACGCUGAAUUCAGCGCAGAUGGCACUUCGCUACCAGGUGCGUAGCAAGUUCGGUGUGUCUGCCUUUCCGUGGAUCCGGGAGUGGAUCGAUAAGACAUUUGAUUGGGUUCUAUAUCCCAUCUACCAGGUGGAGCAACGGGGAAAAUGGUUUGUCGAUCGGGCUUUGCUGCUGGGGGACGCUGCACAUGCAAUGCCGCCGCGCGAGGAAUCCGCCGCAUACGCCAUCGAGGACGCGGUGACCUUUGCUCAAAUUCUGGCUCGUGGAGGAGAUCGCUCCCUCUCUGAUCUGUUUCUGGAGUAUGAAAAUGCGCGACGAGAGCUGGUUAACAAGGCCUUUGACGCUACUCGGAGACUAUGGCAGAGCGACCUGGAUAAAGGCCUCUUCCCUGCUCAUUUCCGGGAACGCAUGUCGCCGAUUCAGCUGCUACCGAAUAACUUGCAGGAAGAAAAGACCGGCGAUCCAGAACGAAAGCCGGUUUGUCCCGCGCCGAUGCAUGAGAGCAUGUCGGACCUGUCAGUGUACAUGCUGACCACUGGGCUCGAAGGAGCGAUAGAAGCUGACGAGGCCGGAAGAACGAAAGCACGCGUGUAG